AUGUCUUUCACGUCGAUCCCCAUCCUAGACCUCUCGUUAGCUCAGAAUCCCGAGACGAAGCCUCAGUUUCUGGAGGAUCUACGUAGAGCUCUCAUGGAAGUCGGCUUCUUAUACAUCAAGAACGUGGGAAUUCCCGAUGAAUUAUUCCAAAAGGUGAUCAAAGAAGGCCGCGCCUUUUUCGACAUCCCGCAAGAAGAAAAGUACAGUAAGCCGUUCAGCAGGGGGCAGCUCAAGAUCGAGAUGAAGAACGCAAAGUCGUUCCUGGGCUACUCCCAGCUCUCCGCCGAAAUCACGGCCGGCAAGAUAGACCACCGCGAACAGAUCGACCUCUCCACGGAACACCCCGUGCCCGGCCCCCGGGAUCCGCUGUACCACAACCUCCUGGCGCCGAACCAGUGGCCCUCGGAACACGCGCUCCCCGGCUUCCGCGCCACCUUCACGGACUACAUGGACCGCAUGGGCCGGAUCUCCAUCGCCUUCACCUCGCUCAUCGCCGAGGCCAUCCGGCUCCCGCCCGACGCCUUCGGCAAGUACUUUGACGAGAACCAGCAGCACAAGCUCAAGGUCGUCAAGUACCCGGACGUCGGCGAGCUCGGCAUCGACGCCGGCACCGGCGCGCGGGGCCAGGGGGUCGGCCCGCACAAGGACAGCAUGCUGACGAGCUACCUCCUCCAGGCGAGCCACCACCGCGGGCUGCAGGUGCAGAACGUGCGGGGCGAGUGGAUCGACGCGCCGCCCAUCGACGGCACCUUGGUCGUGGCCAUCGGGCAGGGGCUGGAGGCGCUGACGCAGGGCGUGUGCGUGUCGACGACGCACCGCGUGCUGAGCCCCGCGGCGGGCGAGGGCCCGCGGUUCUCGAUCCCGUUCUUCCAGGGCGUCAGGGGCGACGCCGAGUUCGAGGACCUGGAGACCGUCGGGGUCGGGAGAGUGCCGGAGGACAUCCGCGAGCAGAGGAGGAAGGUGAUUGAGGAGAACGGCGGGCGGCUUGACGAUGUCGAGUUCACGUUCAGAAAGGGCGGGGUCGCGAGGACGCUUGGCGAGGCGACGCUGAGGAACCGCGUGAAGAGCCAUCCGGAUGUUGGCGAGAGGUGGUAUCCGGAUAUCCUGGCUGCGAUUCGGGAGGAGCAGGCGAGGGCGGCUGAGAAGGAGGAGAAGGCCGCCCCGGGUCCUGCUGCUCCUACGCCGACCCCGUUGCCCGUGCCCGCGCAUUGA
Colletotrichum karsti is the source of this 1212-nucleotide messenger RNA. RefSeq lists its product as uncharacterized. Lineage: Eukaryota; Fungi; Ascomycota; Sordariomycetes; Glomerellales; Glomerellaceae. The transcript is spliced from 2 exons. Gene Ontology annotation, molecular function: dioxygenase activity. The record is from RefSeq and is a predicted model, not a curated record. The coding region runs from base 1 to 1212 and encodes 403 amino acids.